AUGGACGCAAGGGCGUUAUUGAGAGCUAAAAAAGCAGAAAGAGCUCCUGUGAGAUCAAAUAAGCGACAAGCUGAAUCUAGUUUGGAUGUACCACAAGUGGAGAAGAAAAGGAAAUCAGAAGUCGCUGAAAUACCAACGGAUUUCUUUGAUAAUAGCGCUAGUAAUGAGAAUGACGACCAUGAAGAACAGCAGGAGAAGAAUGAUGAUAAUACAGUCAGACAAACAGAAACAGAACCCGCAAAUGUAGAUAAUCAAGUAACACAUCAGAAAUCGAUAGAAGAAGAGCUAAUGGCUUUCGAUAAUGAAAUUUCACAAUUAGAUAGUCAACCAGCACCAUCGUAUAAUCCCUCGAUAUUUGCAAAUGCAACAAUCUCAGCUGAACCAGUUCUCAAUCCAUCUGCUACAGAAGAGGCCACGCCAGAAGGUACAAACACUCUCACUGGACGCGGCCAGAAAGUUAUCAGUGAAGAGCAGCGACAGGUAGAUGAAGAAGAGAAGCUAAAGCGAAUACAGGCAUAUGAGAACGAAGAUUACGCCCAGCGUCUAGAAGAAGAAGCCAGAGCACAGGAGGAAGCAGACGCACGAGUAACAGCGCUCAAGCAACGGAUGGAAGAAAUAAAAGCGCGUAGACGCAAGUGA
Molecule: messenger RNA, 639 nt
Organism: Wallemia mellicola CBS 633.66
Lineage: Eukaryota; Fungi; Basidiomycota; Wallemiomycetes; Wallemiales; Wallemiaceae
Exons: 1
Coding region: 1-639 (212 amino acids)
Source: RefSeq, a predicted model, not a curated record